Perkinsus marinus ATCC 50983 is the source of this 945-nucleotide messenger RNA. RefSeq lists its product as hypothetical. NCBI's taxonomy places the organism in Eukaryota, Perkinsozoa, Perkinsida, Perkinsidae. The coding region runs from base 1 to 945 and encodes 314 amino acids. The record is from RefSeq and is a predicted model, not a curated record. The transcript has 5 exons.
AUGGAAGCUAGUAGCAGCUAUCCCACGGGCAGCGCACCCCCACCUCAGAGUACGCCAUACGUCUACCAACCCCAGGUACCAGCGCAAGUCGGCCAGCACUCUGCAUCAGCCAACGAAGGGUCAGCCCCUCUGGUCACAGUGAGCUAUCCAGUGACCAACCAGACACCUUCCGUGCCUGCUGUCGGGCAAGCCAGUGAGACCACGGGAUCGGCCCAAGAUACCUCGGCUCCUCUGGUCACGAUAACUGCAUGGAGUCAGCCAGGCUCGGCCAGUACUGGUCAACAGCCGGUGGCUCAUCCACCUGCUGGCAAUGUCCAGCAAGCGACCGUGAUGCCCUCGGACCACCACGAAGCUGUUGCCAGUACGGUACCACAUAGUGGACCCGCCACGGUGGCCAGUUCACAGGGAGUCCAGGUGCAGCCUAGUCCCGACCCAUCGCCGGUCCCUUCUGUGGCGGGACAAGGAGCUCAGAUGGAGUUCCACCAGGCCGCGGCGACUUCAUCAGCACCACCGGUUAGUGGGCAAGACAUGUUUACACAGGGCAAGGACGAGCAGGCCUUCGCUCCUUCUGCACCACCAAUGGUACCACAGCAAGCACAAGCACCGAUGUACGCUCAGCAGGCUGCUGCUCCUAUGCAGCCGAUGGUGGCAGGGCCUCCAACGCCUGCUGGCCAGGUAGUGGAGGAGAUCCCCGAUGUUGUAGAGGAAACGACAGUCAUUGAGGAGGGCCUUCCAACUGAAGUUAUCAAGGAAGAGACCAUCAUCACCGAUGAUGGUGUACAGCCUGGAGAAACAAUACGAGUGGUCCAUCAAGUGCCCGAGACAAGCGUUGAGACUCUCGUUACUAAUGACGUUUACGAGCAGCCAGAUGUUGUUGUUGUGGAGGAGGAAGAGGAGGUCAUUCCUGGUGAUGUUGUUAUUGAGGAGACUACUAUCAUCGAGUGA